Molecule: messenger RNA, 441 nt
Organism: Necator americanus (New World hookworm)
Lineage: Eukaryota; Metazoa; Nematoda; Chromadorea; Rhabditida; Ancylostomatidae
Exons: 1
Coding region: 1-441 (146 amino acids)
Source: RefSeq, a predicted model, not a curated record
AUGACGCCAAUAUGGCUCUCAGAGGAUCAUUCUGAUACUAGCAGAGAUGCGAUCGAAGAAGAGUUCAUAUGUAGAAUCAGUAUCAGAAGUAUCAGAAAACCAAGUCAUAUGAAACUUCCUAGGCCUUGGGGAGAUGAAGAAGAAUUCGCAGAAUUCUGGGCAGUCUAUGAAACACUGGUACAUCAGAAUAAAGUACUCAGAACAGUUGAGAAAAUGCUUCUUCUCAAAGAUAGUCUUCGAGCAAGAGCGGAAAUGACCAUCAAAUGGAUACAAUCAAUUCCCCAGAAUUAUAAAGGGGUGGUUGAAAGUAUAAAGAACAAAUAUGGUAACAAACCUAUAAAUAGAGCAAAGAUCUUGCAGAAACUAACUGAUCUUCUAUGUGCAAAGAACAAUGCCGAGAAUUGCACAUAUAUUUUUUGGGAAAAUAGGAAUGUUGAUUAA